Molecule: messenger RNA, 804 nt
Organism: Trichoderma atroviride IMI 206040
Lineage: Eukaryota; Fungi; Ascomycota; Sordariomycetes; Hypocreales; Hypocreaceae
Source: RefSeq, a predicted model, not a curated record
AUGGCUUUCGAAAACUACAAACCUUCGCUUGACGAUCCAAACGCCUGGGUGCCCUACCGAUACUAUCCCAGCGUUCCUGCUGCCGCCACAUUCAUCGCUCUUUAUUCCAUCGUAACCAUUGCCCACAUUGCCAUCAUCGUCACACGUCGAACACGGUCAUUCACGCCUUUCAUAAUCGGUGGUCUUUUUGAACUCGUCGGCUACAUCGGACGGGCCAUAUCGGCUGGAGACAUUUGGGCUCUGGGCCCAUAUAUUGUUCAAAGCAUCUUACUUCUUGUGGCGCCGGCUUUAUUUGCUGCGUCGAUCUAUAUAAUACUCGGCCAAAUUAUGGUCUUUGUUGACGGAGGAGAAUUCUCUCUGGUACCGAGGAGAUGGCUGACAAAGCUAUUUGUCGCUGGAGAUGUCGUCUCGUUUCUUCUACAAAUGGCCGAACUCCUGAAUCUCGGCGAGAGGAUCAUUAUUGCUGGACUUUUUGCACAAAUUGUCUUUUUUGGACUUUUCAUCGUCGUUGCUAUAACCUUUCAGAUACGAUUCACGCGAUAUACCACUGGAAUCAGCGCUACCGCUGCUUCUAUCCCACAUCAAGGGGCAUUGAGUCCGAGACUUGCCAAAUGGAAGAAGCACAUGUAUACGUUGUAUGCUGGCUCUGUGCUCAUCAUGAUCCGGUCCAUUUUCCGCGUCGUCGAGUACUUGAUGGGUAAUAACGGCUUCUUACUUCGUCACGAGUACUUUAUUUACAUUUUCGAUGCUGCCCUAAUGUUUCUCGUCAUGGUUUUAUUCCUUUGCGUCCAUCCAAGUCAGCUU